Messenger RNA from Pseudophryne corroboree (corroboree frog), 3229 nucleotides. RefSeq names its product zinc finger protein 420-like. The record is from RefSeq and is a predicted model, not a curated record. The transcript has 11 exons. NCBI's taxonomy places the organism in Eukaryota, Metazoa, Chordata, Amphibia, Anura, Myobatrachidae. Gene Ontology annotation, cellular component: transcription regulator complex; chromatin; PcG protein complex. Gene Ontology annotation, biological process: regulation of transcription by RNA polymerase II. Bases 242 to 3223 code for a protein of 993 amino acids. Gene Ontology annotation, molecular function: DNA-binding transcription factor activity, RNA polymerase II-specific; RNA polymerase II cis-regulatory region sequence-specific DNA binding.
CUUCCGGCGAAGCCAUCCUAGACGCUACCAUGCGGCAGUCAUACAAUGGGGGCGGGACAAGAGGGAAUUACGUCACCAGUCCCGCCCCCAGCAGAGGCCCCGCCCCUGUCUGGUAAUGAGGCCUCAGUGACCGCACUCCCCGUAUAUACAGCCGCCGCGCUGCAUGCCGGGAGUUGGAGUUCCCGUCUUGCAGGCCAUUUAGCUGUGAGGAACCGGAGACCCUUUACUAGAAGUCACAUAAAUGAUGUCACGGAGGAUGGACAAGGACAGGAGUCAUGUGACUGAAAGGAUAUUAAACCUCACUGUGGAGGUCAUCCAGCUGCUGACAGGAAAGGAUCACACAGUAGUGAGGAAGACAUCUGGGAAGUGUGAGACACCCAGUAGCCAUCUUUGUGUGUCAGGAGGACUGAGCAGGACCCAGAGCCCCAUCACAGUGCCUCCACCUCGCUCACUGACACAUGAGAGGCACAGUGACCAGAAGAUCCUGAAGCUCACCAACAAGAUCAUCCAGCUGCUGACUGGAGAGGUUCCUAUAAGGUGUGAGGACGUCACUGUCUAUCUCUCCAUGGAGGAGUGGGAGUAUAUAGAGGAACACAGGGGUCUGUACAAGGACGUGAUGAUGGAGAAUCACCAGGCAUUGAAGAUGGAUAUGACUGAGAGGAUAAUAAAUCUCUUCCUGGACAUCAUCUGUGUGCUGACUGGAGAGGAUCACACAGUAGUGAAGGGAACAUCUGGAGAGUGUGAGCCACCCAGCAGCCAUCACCGUGUGUCAGGAGGACUGAGCAGGACCCAGAGCCCCAUCACGGUGCCUCCACCUCAUUCACUGAUACAUGAGAAGCACAAUGACCAGAAGAUCCUGGAUCUCACCAACAAGAUCAUUCAGCUGCUGACUGGAGAGGUUCCUAUAAGGUGUGAGGAUGUCACGGUCUCUUUCUCCAUGGAGGAGUGGGAGUACAUAGAGGAACACAGGGGUCUGUACAAGGACGUGAUGAUGGAGAAUCACCGGCCCCUCACAUCACUGGAUGGGGCCAGUAACAGGAAUACCCCAGAGAGAUGUCUCCGUCCUCUGUAUUCCCAGGAUCAUACAGAGGAGAAUCACAGUGUCCCACAGGAGGGUCUGGGUGAAGAUCUUAUUGAUGUUAAAGUAGAAGAUAUAAAAGUAGAUGAGCAGACGCAUGUGAUGGGUGAUCAGCAGUGUAAGGAGGAGGAAAUCCCUACAGAUAUCAGCACAGACCCAUCUAAAGAUCCAUCUACUGAUAUAAAGGAGGAAUCAGUCUCAUGUGAUGGAGACCUCACACAUACUGACAUGUAUACAGCCGCAGAUCAUACACAGAAAAUAUCUACUCAUAUAAAAAGCAACUGCAUUACAAAUGCGUCUUGCUCUGGAUGUGAAAAAUGUUUUACUCUUAAUUCAGACCUUGUUAUACAUCAGAGGAGUCACACAGGAGAGCCACCAUAUUCCUGCUCAGAAUGUGGGAAAGGGUUUAGAAGUAAUUCAGAACUUCUUGUACAUCAGAUGAUUCAUACAGAUGAAAAACUGUUUUCUUGCUCAGAAUGUGGGAAAUGUUUUAAAGUAAAUUCACAUCUUGUUAAACAUCAGAUGAUUCAUACAGGACCAUCCCCACAUUCCUGCUCUGAAUGUAAGAAAUGUUUUAGAUGUAAAUCAGAACUUGUUAUACAUCAGAGAAGUCACACAGGUGAGAGACCUUAUUCUUGCUUGGAAUGCGAGAAAUGUUUUCCAAUUAAAUCACUACUUGUUAGACAUCAGAGAAGUCACACAGGUGAGAGACUAUAUUCUUGCUCGGAAUGUGAGAGAGUGUGUAUAAGUAAUUCAGAACUUGUUAGACAUCAGAGAAUGCAUACUGGAGAGAAACCAUUUUCCUGCUCUGAUUGUGGGAAAUCUUUUACACUUAAAUCAGCUCUUGUUCGACAUCAGAAAAGUCACACGGGGCAGAGACCAUAUUCCUGCUCUGAGUGUGGGAAAUGUUUUACAAGCCAUCCACAUCUUGUUAUACAUCAGAGACUUCACACCGGAGAGAGACCGUAUUCUUGCUCGGAAUGUGGGAAAGGGUUUGAAGUAAAUGCACUACUUGUUAGACAUCAGAUGAUUCACACAGGAGCAUACCCAUAUUCCUGCUCUGAAUGUGAGAGAGGUUUUUCAAUUAAAUCAGAACUUGUUAGACAUCAGAGACGUCACACAGGUGAGAGACCGUAUUCUUGCUCGGAAUGUGGGAAAGGGUUUAAAAGUAAUACAGGACUUGUUAUACAUCAGAGACGUCACACCGGAGAGAGACCGUAUUCUUGCUCUGAAUGCGGGAAAUGCUUUACAUGCAAUUCAAGAUUGAGAAGACAUCAGAUGAUUCAUACAGGAGCAUACCCAUAUUCCUGCUCUGAAUGUAAGAAAUGUUUUAGAUCUAAAUCAGAACUUGUUAUACAUCAGAGAAGUCACACAGGUGAGAGACCUUAUUCUUGCUUGGAAUGCGAGAAAUGUUUUCCAAUUAAAUCUCUACUUGUUAAACAUCAGAGAAGUCACACAGGUGAGAGACUAUAUUCUUGCUCGGAAUGUGAUAAAGAGUAUAGAAGUAAUACAGAUCUUGUUGAACAUCAGAGAAGCCAUACCGGAGAGAAACCAUUUUCCUGCUCUGCUUGUGGGAAAUCUUUUACACGGAAAUCAGAUCUUGCUCGACAUCAGAAAAGUCACACGGGGCAGAGACCAUAUUCCUGCUCUGAGUGUGGGAAAUGUUUUACACGCCAUCCACAUCUUGUUAGACAUCAGAGUCUUCACACCGGAGAGACACCGUAUUCUUGCUCGGAAUGUGGGAAAUGCUUUACACGUAAUUCACAACUUGUUGUACAUCAGAGACGUCACACCGGAGAGAGACCAUAUUCUUGCUCAGAAUGUGGGAAAGGGUUUGAAGUAAAUGCACUACUUGUUAGACAUCAGAUGAUUCACACAGGAGCAUACCCAUAUUCCUGCUCUGAAUGUGAGAGAGGUUUUAGAUAUAAAUCAGAACUUGUUAGACAUCAGAGACGUCACACAGGUGAGAGACCGUAUUCUUGCUCGGAAUGUGGGAAAGGGUUUAAAAGUAAUACAGGACUUGUUAUACAUCAGAGACGUCACACCGGAGAGAGACCGUAUUCUUGCUCUGAAUGCGGGAAAUGCUUUACAUGCAAUUCAGUACUUACUAAACAUCAGAAAAGUCACACAAGAGUGAACCCAUGAUAUAGG